UAGGUCGAAGAAGAUUUGAAGACACGAGUUGCUUUCAAUCUUUGGUUAGUUAUGAAGAUUAGUAAACAGCUAGAGUGCAGAAAAAGAUGCAGAACUUGAGAGUUUCAAUGUAUUUGAUAUGUGGCAUCCCCAUCCACAGCAAGAAGGCGAGCGAGUCGUAAAAUGAAAAAUCAUCGGUCAGGCAGCGACGUUGUCGACUGCGACCCAAAGCACAACGGCACAGCAACGACAACGAUUACCAACCGGGCACAGCGCAUACGGCAGAACGCACAAACAAACAUACGCACGCUCACACAAACACCAGCUAGAGCACAAUGAACGCGCAGUCUUGUAUUUGAAAUAAAAUCCGGAGAAGGGAAAGGGAGGACAACGAAGCGAACCACAAAAGAGAGAUGAAGAUAAAACGAGGAAAAAAUGAUGUCGAUUUUUGUUCGUCGCUCGCGUAGACUGCGAAACUUGAAAUUGAAUUGAAAAUUAUUUUUACUGUCGUUGGUGUAAAGGAGGCGAUUUUGAUGAUAAAGUAAAGUUUUCCAAGCGUAAACGAGCCAUUAUUGACCAAUUUUGAAUUGAGCCAUUACGAUUCAUCCACCACCACUAAUACCAUUGUCAUUAUCAUCACUACCACAGUUGCGAGUGUGGUACCAAUACCAGCAACCACCAGUGCAACCACUGUUUUGCUAACCAACAUUGCCAUCGAUCGAUCCAUCUGCCGAACGCGAUAGCUGCGGCGGCAAUAGCACCGGGCAUACACUUUUAGAGGAAAAUACUUUCGGAAACGCCAACGUGAUCGCCACCUUUAACACAGCAGCGGUCUUCGAUAUGACAACUAACAAGGACAUUGCGUCGUUCUUCGAGAAUGGCAACACGUACCAAUUCGAGUACUGCUAUAAACUUUAUCCACAAGUGCUAAAAUUAAAGGCAGAAAAGCGAAGCAAAAAACCACAAGAGCUGAUACGUUUGGACGAUUGGUAUCAAAACGAGUUGCCAAAGUUGAUAAAAGCACGAGGGAAGGAUGCCCACAUGAUAUACGACGAGUUGGUGCAGACAAUGAAAUGGAAGCAGUCUCGUGGAAAGUUUUAUCCACAGCUCUCGUAUCUGGUGAAGGUAAAUACGCCGCGCGCUGUUAUGCAGGAGACAAAGAAAGCUUUCCGUAAGCUGCCCAAUCUUGAACAGGCCAUAACGGCACUCUCAAAUCUCAAAGGGGUUGGCACCACCAUGGCAUCGGCGCUAUUGGCAGCUGCUGCACCUGAUUCAGCGCCAUUCAUGGCAGAUGAGUGCCUAAUGGCAAUUCCAGAAAUCGAGGGUAUUGAUUAUACCACCAAGGAGUACCUCAAUUUUGUGCAGCACAUUCAGACUACUGUUGAGCGCCUAAAUACCGAGGCUGGCGGCGAAACACCGUUUUGGUCGCCACAUCGCGUGGAGCUGGCUCUCUGGGCCCAUUAUGUUGCGAAUGACUUGAGUCCAGAGCUGUUGGAUGAAAUGCCCGGACCAGGCGCUGGUGGCGGUGCAAAUACCAAUGGUAGUGCAGUAAAGGCAGCAACACAGGCAGCUAAAAUAAUUAGUGGUGAGGCUGACGAUACAAAUGACGGCGAUGAUGAAAGUUUAGGUGCAGCUGAAAAUGAUCACACCAACACAGCACCCAUUGUAAUAGCGGCUAGUGCUUUGCAGGAUGGCGAUUCUAACUUUGUUUCGAACGACUCCACUUCACAAGAGCCCAUCAUUGAUGAGAACACCACACAGACCACUGCUACAACCUCAACCGACGAUGGCGAAGUUGGCACACCACUCGCCUCAGAUUCAGAGAGCAACUUGGAGGCACCAGAAAAGGCUAAACUUAAACACAACAACAGUAAUAGCAGCAUAAAUACAAACACAAAUAGUAAUAGCGACAUUGAAGGCAUUGGCCACCUUGUGAGCAACAGCCGACAGAAGGAAGCUGCCGCUACGGUCGUAGGAAAUGGCAACGGUAAUGGAAAUGGUACUUUAGCGAGUUUGGUUGCACCUGGUAGUGAUGGAGAAAACAGCAGUUGCUUGCGUUCAACGGGAAAUGAGGAAGGGAGCGAGGAAGAUGAGGAAGACGCAGAGGACGAAAGCAGUAACAGCAACAGCCGCCACAUCGGACAGAGCCACAAGUCAAUAACGCCAGUGUUUGGCGGUAAUGAUGCUAUAAAUUACACCACAGCCAUCGCUAGCGACUCCAACAACGAUUCCGCCCUCAGCAGUGUUGUCGGAGCCGUUGUUGCGCAGAAGCGAGCAUUGCAAUGCGCCGAUGGUGGCAGCGAAGUCGACGGAAUCUUAACAUCAGAUGAAGCACACAGUCAACCAGAGCUGAAGAAAGUACGAAACGAAUAAGUUACAAUGGAUAAGCGGUUUAACUAGAGCGUAAUUAAAAUAUAGCAUAUAGAGUGAAUGCGCGCUGCCGGUGGGGCAGGAGAAAAGACACAAACCUAAAAAAUAACGUAAAGUGCCGCAAGACGAAUGAUCGGAGUAGCGCGCGCAGCAUUGCAGGAUCACAUUCUUUAACAUUAAGUAAAAUUUUUACAGAUAACACCUUAACAAAGAAAAAAAAAAAAAACAAAAAUGUGGAAAUUAAACAGAAGAGUAAAAUAAAAGCAGCCGAACGAUGAAUGGCUAAGGAAAGCGAUUACCGACAGAAGCGCAGACAUGCUGCGUUCCAAAAAUUGCAGCUAUGUACUAGUAACAAAUGCCUUGAACUUACUCACUGAACAAAUAAAUACCCAGUUACGAUACAAUGUAGGCACAGUGCUUUUUGGCUUGUCCUAAAGCUUUAACCUCAGAUUAAGGCUGUGUACUACUGCUGCCGCCUUCUGUUGAAUUUGCAUUUCACUUUACACUUUUAAUUCACAAGUUUAUUUGGUUUUUAUUUUUUAUUCUUCAUACCACAUUAUUUUUUAAAUAAUUGAGGAGGUCUUCAAAAUAAACACCUUCUUGAAUUAAAAAAAUAUAUAAUAUUAGUUUAAAAAUAAUUUUUACUUAAUUUAUCAUUAAAGAAUAUUUAUUUCUGCAUUUUUCCCCAACAAAAAGUAACUGCAAGUAAAAGUACAUCUAAUUAAAUAACUAGUAAAAAAAAAACGUAAAGUACUUCUUUGAUUAGUUUACACUUAAUGUAAAACGAAACUACGCAAAUACAUACAUAUACUUGGAUACAAAAAAGAGUAUUCAAAAU
Molecule: messenger RNA, 3187 nt
Organism: Rhagoletis pomonella (apple maggot)
Lineage: Eukaryota; Metazoa; Arthropoda; Insecta; Diptera; Tephritidae
Exons: 4
Coding region: 820-2352 (510 amino acids)
Source: RefSeq, a predicted model, not a curated record